Messenger RNA from Leptonychotes weddellii (Weddell seal), 2871 nucleotides. Lineage: Eukaryota; Metazoa; Chordata; Mammalia; Carnivora; Phocidae. The record is from RefSeq and is a predicted model, not a curated record.
UUUGUCGUGUUCUCUCUUUCAGCCCCGACAGCAGCCGUACAUCUUGCCUCCCAUGCACGUCCAGUGUGGGGAACACUACUCGGAAACGCAUACUUCACAAGACAGCAUUGUCCCCGGGAAUGAAGAAGCCUUAUACCGCAACUCUCACAACAGCCUGGACCUAAACUAUCUAAACGGCGCCGUCACCAAUGGCAGUGUGUGUAGUGCUCACAGCAUCAGCUCCCUCAGCUGCUCCCAGACGUUCAUCCAGGCCUCUCCCGUGUCCUCCAGCCUCAGUAUCCCGGGCAGUGACAUCAUGCGGGCGGACUACAUCCCUAGCCACCGGCACAGUGCCAUCAUCGUGCCAUCCUACCGGCCGACACCCGACUAUGAGACGGUCAUGCGGCAGAUGAAGAGGGGGGUCGUGCACGCGGACAGCCAGAGCCAGUCUCUGCGCAACCUCAACAUCAUCAACACGCAUGCCUACAACCAGCCAGAGGAUCUGGUGUACAGCCAGCCCGAGAUGCGGGAGAGGCACCCCUACACAGUCCCCUAUGGGCCCCAGGGAGGCUACGGUAACAAACUCGUCAGUCCAUCUGACCAGAUAAACCCAAAGAACAACAUGGUGCCCAGCAAGCCGGGGGCGAGUGCCAUCUCCCACACGGUGAGCACGCCGGAGCUGGCCAACAUGCAGCUGCAGGGCACCCCGAACUACAACACGGCCCAUAUGCUCAAAAACUAUCUCUUCAGGCCGCCACCCCCCUACCCGCGGCCACGCCCUGCCACCAGCACCCCGGACCUCGCCAGCCACCGGCACAGGUACGUCAGCGGCAGUAGCCCUGACCUGGUGACCCGCAAAGUGCAGCUCUCCGUGAAGACCUUCCAAGAGGACAGCUCCCCGGUGGUGCACCAGUCUCUCCAGGAGGUGAGCGAGCCCCUCACGGCCACCAAGCACCACGGCACGGUGAAUAAGCGGCACAGCCUGGAGGUGAUGAGCAGCAUGGUGCGGGGCAUGGAAGCCAUGACCCUGAAGUCGCUCAAUAUCCCCAUGGCUCGCCGAAACACCCUCCGGGAGCAGGGGCCCCCCGAGGAGGUGCCGGGGAGCCACGAGGCUCACCAGCUUCCCCAUUACCACCACAAGAAGACUUUCUCGGAUGCCACCAUGCUGAUCCACAGCAGUGAGAGCGAGGAGGAGGAGGAGGAGGAGGCCCCGGGAUCGGUGCCCCAGAUCCCCGUGCUCCGGGAGAAGAUGGGGUACAGUGCCCAGCUACAGGCAGCCUUGGCCCGGAUCCCAAACAAACCCCCACCCGAGUACCCUGGCCCAAGGAAAAGUGUUAGCAAUGGGGCGCUGAGGCAAGACCAGGUCAGCCUGCCUCCUGCCAUGGCCAGGGCCAGGGUCCUGAGACACGGGCCGGCCAAGGCCAUCAGUGUCUCCCGAGCUGACCAGCUGGCCGUGGCUGGGCCUUCCCUCGGUCCGUCCAUCUCUGAACCCGACCUGACGAGCGUGAAGGAGCGGGUCAAAAAAGAGCCUGUGAAGGAGAGACCCGUGUCCGAGAUGUUCUCCCUGGAAGACAGCAUUGUAGAGAGAGAGAUGGCCCUCAGGAAUCUAGAGAAGCAGAAGAUGGCAAGUCUGGAGGCGCAGAAGCGGCCGCUCAUGUUGGCAGCAUUGAAUGGACUCUCGGUUGCCCGGGUCUCAGGGCGGGAAGAGAGUCGAGCUGAUGCCACCCGAGUUCCCAUGGAUGAGAGGUUCAGAACCCUGAAGAAAAAGCUAGAAGAGGGAAUGGUGUUCACAGAAUACGAGCAGAUUCCAAAGAAGAAGGCGAACGGCAUUUUCAGCACGGCUGCUCUGCCCGAAAACGCCGAGCGAAGCCGCAUCCGCGAAGUGGUCCCCUAUGAGGAGAACAGAGUGGAGCUGAUCCCGACCAAAGAGAAUAACACAGGUUACAUUAAUGCCUCCCACAUCAAGGUGGUGGUUGGUGGGGCAGAAUGGCACUACAUAGCUACUCAGGGGCCCCUGCCACACACAUGUCAUGACUUCUGGCAGAUGGUGUGGGAGCAGGGAGCGAACGUGAUCGCCAUGGUCACUGCGGAAGAGGAAGGCGGAAGAACCAAGAGCCACCGAUACUGGCCCAAACUGGGUUCCAAGCAUAGCUCGGCCACCUACGGCAAGUUCAAGGUCACCACAAAGUUCCGAACAGAUUCCGGUUGCUAUGCAACCACAGGCUUGAAAGUCAAGCACCUUUUGUCUGGGCAGGAAAGGACGGUGUGGCAUUUGCAGUAUACGGACUGGCCAGAUCACGGCUGCCCAGAGGAUGUCCAGGGAUUUUUAUCCUACUUGGAGGAGAUCCAGUCGGUCCGGCGCCACACCAACUGCAUGCUGGAAGGCCCCCGGAGCCUGCACCCCCCGAUCGUUGUCCACUGCAGCGCGGGUGUGGGGCGGACCGGCGUGGUCAUCCUUUCUGAGCUGAUGAUCUACUGCCUGGAGCAUAAUGAGAAGGUGGAAGUGCCCAUGAUGCUGCGGCUCCUCAGGGAGCAAAGGAUGUUCAUGAUCCAGACCAUCGCUCAGUACAAGUUUGUCUACCAAGUCCUCAUCCAGUUCCUCCAAAACUCCAGACUCAUUUAACCCCCGACCCCAGCUACUGGAAGAGGGACCCAGCUCCAUCUUGCCGAUGGGGAGGCACCUCCAGACAACAUCUGCUCCCCCAGCAGGGCGCGGAUGGCCAGAGCGGGCAGGUCAUGGGCUCCCUGAAGACAGGAGCCAAGAUUAUUCACAAACAUCAUAUAUUAUUUUAUAUGAGAUAAUUUAUUUUUUUUUUUCCCCUUUUGGAUAACUUCUGUGAAUCACUGUAAUUCAGUUUUCACAAUAAUAUAGUACUUUUCAUUUGAACCAUA